Molecule: messenger RNA, 1584 nt
Organism: Porites evermanni
Lineage: Eukaryota; Metazoa; Cnidaria; Anthozoa; Scleractinia; Poritidae
Source: the annotation of a GenBank genome assembly
AUGUUGAAGUUUGCCGUGAAGCGCAAACCAGUGGAAUUGUUUCACGAAGCGGUCCACAGCAAGGACGUGUUGCGGGUGACAUUUCUGCUCGAGCAGAACGAAUCGCAAUUCCACGUUGACGACAUCGACGAGGACGGCAUUACCGCGCUGCAACGGAGCUGCUUUACAGGGCCUCUAAAGCUUGUGCAGUUGCUGGUAACGUAUGGCGCAGACAUAAACAUUCAGGAUAAGGAGGGCUGGAGCGUCAUGCACGCCGCUACUGUUGCCCAAAAUCACUCGAUUAUGCGUUAUCUCAUUGCAAUGGGAACCCAACUGGGCUUAGAAAACGAUCAAGGAGAACAAGCCAUCGAUCUGGCGCGCGAUCUACAAUCGGUUGUAAUACUCGCCGAAGCUAUGCGGCGCGCUGGAUUAGCCAAGGACGUGGAGGAGUUUUUAAAAAUUCGGCCAGACGUACGGGAAGCUUUGGAGGAAAAGCUUCUACAAAGCGAUGCUAUGAGAAUGGAACAAGAACGUAAGAGGGCAGCGAGCGAAAUUGUACCUUCGAAAAAGCCGUUGAGUGCUGAAACGCAAAUAAGGCGCAGUUCCUUAGACGUACUCGGUGAGUCAAGACCUCCAACCGCCAACGUCAGAUAUGAUGAUAAAGAUCUGGGGAGGUUAAUGGAUAUCCGACGACCUAUGAGUGUUGUAUUACCCACUAGUAAUAUUCUCGAACUCUCCAGAAAUCAGGUUGAUUUGGACGGAGGAAGUUAUCCUUGUUCAUUUUGUCCGAAAUGCGGGAAACGUCGACAAGAAAUCGCGAAAAGGCGUUCGACAGCAUCCCUGUGUUCAAACUCGUCCGAUUCCUCUACUUCUUCCGACUCGGCCUACAGCUCGGGAUCAACAAAUUCUGCGGGUAUUUCGGAGGGAUAUGAGCGCGGAGGGAAUGUUGGAACACUGACCACAGCAGCCAAGCAAAACAACAACUCGAGUGGGGACAACAACGCUCAUGAUCGAAUACGUGUAACUUCGAGAAACAUUUACCGGGAUGUCGUAAAAUAUCAUACAACCCACGAUUUGAAACAGGAUGAACGCAUUUAUACACCUAGGCAAUAUUCACCGCCAGAAAUUUCAAAACAAAAUAGUUCGGGUAAAAAUCAUCAACAACGAUUACGUGCUUCUACCGUUGGCAUUUUCCCAGUUCCCGGGAAAUUUCCCAAUCCCGCAGAGCGAGUGAUGCAGACGGAAGGCUAUCAAUUUCCAUCGCGAAGAAAUUCAUCGCCCAUUUCAAGGAAAAUCGACGAAAUUACUAACAUAAACGAACUGAAUAGCAGGGGCAUCUCGCUUCUUCACGAAGCAGCGGCGAGAGGCGAUUCGGAAGGAGUGAAACUGUUACUUCUCCACGGCGCUGAGGUAAACAGGCAAUCGUUAAAUGGGAGCAGUCCACUUCAUGAGGCUGUGCGCCAAGGAAAUCCGGUCACAGCAUCGAUAUUGAUAGAGCAUGGCGCAGAUUUAUUUACAGAGACUGACAAUGGUUUGCUACCGAUUGAUAUGGCUCGAAAUAUUGAAAUGAAACGUUUCAUUGAAAACGCCAUGACUUUGAAGUAA